GAAAAAUAAGUGAAGAAAUUUGUAAUAUUUUAGUUGAUGCUUAUUUAAAUCCAGAUAAUGAUUUUAUUAAACUUAUAAAUGAUAUUGAUAAAAUUGAUAAUAUAGAAGCAAAGUCAUUUGAUGAAGAUGAUAAUUUAAUAAUUAGUAAUGUUUUAAAUUUAAAUGUGAAUGCAUUUAUUAAAAAUUUGAAUAAAAUCAUUGAUGAUAGUGAAAAUAUAAAUAUGGAAGAGGAUUUAUAUAAUGAGCAUGAUAUUCAAGAUAUAAUUGGAUCAAAAAAUGAAAAUAAUAUAGAAUGGGAUCCAAUUUCUGAAGCUGAUAAAAAUAAUUAA
Molecule: messenger RNA, 329 nt
Organism: Funneliformis geosporum
Lineage: Eukaryota; Fungi; Glomeromycota; Glomeromycetes; Glomerales; Glomeraceae
Source: the annotation of a GenBank genome assembly